UCUCAUUGGUACUUUGCAGGGAUCUCAAACCUUAAGUUUGGAAGGAUAGUGACUUCUUUACCUCCAAAGGCUACCUUUUUUGAUGAUCCUUUAUGAGUUUUUCGAGACAUUAGAUUUGGUGCUAGAUUUGAAUUCACUCUAGAUGAAGAUCUGAAAGUAGCUGCUGCAUGUGGUGAUGUGAAAGAUGCUCUUGCUACUAAAAUUAGCAAAGAGUGCAUUGGAACAGAGGUUAAUCUUAUGAUAUCUAAAAAUCAUCAUGUCAAAGCAUUGACUCAUAUUUGUGAUCUGACAUUAUUUUGGAAUGUGUUCAGUCUUCUUCCUGAGUUUGAACCUGCUAUUCCAUAUGGAUGUAAAAGCACGUUCUUCAGGUGAGGGACAAAAUCAAACUUUCCGACAUCGAGCGCAGGAUCUUCGAUAGGCUUCUCGCCAGUCUCCGCCACUUCAACCUCCAAACUCAGGUCCGCGUCGCCGGCGGCUGGGUCCGUGACAAGCUCCUGGCGAAGGAUUGCUAUGACAUCGAUAUCGCUCUUGACAAUAUGAUGGGCACCGAGUUUGCCCAUAAGGUGAAGGAGUACUUGGUGUCCAUCGGUGAAGGUAAAGAUGUUCGGGGUGAUGGCAAGAUUAAGUCCAACCCUGACCGGUCUAAACAUUUGGAGACAGCAACGAUGCGUUGGUUUGAUAUGCAGAUUGAUUUUGUUAACUUAAGGAGUGAAGAGUAUAUUGAGAAUAGCCGCAUUCCUUCUAAGCAAAGCUUUGGCACACCUGAAGAGGAUGCAUGUAGGAGGGAUUUGACAAUUAACAGCUUAUUCUACAAUAUCCACACUGACUCGGUUGAAGAUUAUACCAAAAGAGGGAUCUCAGACCUUAAGUCCGGAAGGAUAGUGACUCCUUUACCUCCAAAGGCCACCUUUCUUGAUGAUCCUUUACGAGUUCUUCGAGCCAUUAGAUUUGGUGUUAGAUUUGAAUUCACUCUAGAUGAAGAUCUGAAAGUAGCUGCUGCAUGUGAUGAUGUGAAAGAUGCUCUAGCUGCUAAAGUUAGCAAAGAGCGCAUUGGAAAAGAGGUUGAUCUUAUGAUAUCUGGAAAUCAAGCUGUCAAAGCAAUGACUCAUAUUUGUGAUCUGACAUUAUUUUGGAAUGUGUUCAGUCUUCCUCCUGUGUUUAAACCUGCUAUUUCAGAUGGUUGUGAAAGGCUUUGCGUUGCUUACUUGGACACUGCAUGGAACCUUAUCCAUUUACUCAAAGAGUCAACCUUUAAAGACAAAGAAAGGAGAUUUUUACUUUUUGCUGCAUUGUUCCUCCCACUUAAAAAUACCACUUACCAAGUUAAGAAAGCGAAGAUGGUUCCUGUUGUCAAUUAUAUUAUUGUUGACUCACUCAAGCAAAAAGGCGAGGAUGCAAAAAUGGUGCUUGAUUUACACCGAGCAUCACACAAAUUCUUGUCGUUGAUUCCUUGUCUUGCAUCUAAUGAGGAUUUGCAACCUGAUGAUGUUGAUUGGGUGAGAGGAUUGAUUGAUGAUGUCUCUAUUGCUUCUAGAGUUCGGGUUCUAACAGGUUUUCUCUUGAGGGAGAUUAAAGAUUUAUGGAGAGUUGCACUAUUGGUAUCCAUAUUAUUACAUCCCAUUGGCAUUAACGACACUGAGGAUGAAUCCUCACAAUUGCACAAACGAAGAGAUCUGUUUAAUACAGUGGAGAGUUCUAUAAUAAAACUAGGCCUCGACAAUGUUUGGGAGGUUAAGCCAUUGAUCAGUGGCGAAGAUAUUAUGAAUGUCUUACAGCUUAAAGAAGGACCACUCGUUAAGGAGUGGAAAGAAAAAUCAAUGGCAUGGCAACUUGCCAAUCCUUUUAGAACUACUGAGGAAUGCAUUGACUGGUUAAGAGAAACCAAUUCUAAGCGGGUAAAGUUGGAGUGAAGUCGGAAUGCCUUUGAUCAUUUGUCUGUUCCAAACACCUUUGCCUUGGAUGAUACGAGGAAUCCACUUAAUGCACACAUGGCUUGUGAAUGUUGUAUGAAGCCCACAAUUAGGAUGAAAGUAUUUAUGUAUAUAAACAUGAUAUAUGAAUUAUGAAUAUAUCUCAAAUUAUUUAUAAAGAUAUGUAUUUAUAUUAAUUAUUAAGAUAAAUUAUUAUUUAAAAUUUAACUUUAUAAA
This is a messenger RNA of Arachis duranensis, 2147 nucleotides long. Its product is annotated as tRNA nucleotidyltransferase cca2. The record is from RefSeq and is a predicted model, not a curated record. Gene Ontology annotation, molecular function: RNA binding; ATP:3'-cytidine-cytidine-tRNA adenylyltransferase activity. The transcript has 18 exons. The coding region runs from base 537 to 1910 and encodes 457 amino acids. Gene Ontology annotation, biological process: tRNA 3'-terminal CCA addition. Lineage: Eukaryota; Viridiplantae; Streptophyta; Magnoliopsida; Fabales; Fabaceae.